Molecule: messenger RNA, 418 nt
Organism: Melanotaenia boesemani (Boeseman's rainbowfish)
Lineage: Eukaryota; Metazoa; Chordata; Actinopteri; Atheriniformes; Melanotaeniidae
Product: histone H4
Exons: 1
Coding region: 65-376 (103 amino acids)
Biological process (GO): nucleosome assembly
Cellular component (GO): nucleosome
Molecular function (GO): protein heterodimerization activity; structural constituent of chromatin; DNA binding
Source: RefSeq, a predicted model, not a curated record
UGGAAAUAAAUGAGGAGCGCCACCGGUUUUCUGCCACGGUUUCUUUUAACCACAUCGAUUAACAAUGAGCGGCAGAGGAAAAGGAGGAAAGGGACUCGGUAAAGGAGGCGCUAAGCGCCACCGUAAAGUCCUCCGGGACAACAUCCAGGGAAUUACUAAGCCCGCCAUCCGCCGUCUGGCUCGCCGCGGGGGAGUGAAGCGGAUCUCUGGUCUGAUCUACGAGGAGACCCGCGGUGUGCUCAAGGUUUUCCUGGAGAACGUCAUCCGUGACGCCGUCACCUACACCGAGCACGCCAAGAGGAAGACCGUGACCGCCAUGGACGUGGUCUACGCCCUGAAAAGACAGGGCCGCACCCUGUACGGCUUCGGAGGUUAAAUCACCAUCUUUAUUAAAAACGGCUCUUUUCAGAGCCACACA